AUGGUCAAACAAACGUCGACCUUCCUGCGUCUCCCUGCGGAGAUCCGGCUCAUGAUUUACGAGGAACUCCUCCUUCCACCCGCGUCCAGCGAGCCAUGCCCCCCAGCCGCCAAAUUCGUAGCGCCCGUCUACCGUGAAGACGAGCAGAACGCCUCGCAUCACCUUCGCGCUCCGCGCACGCUACAAAUCCGCACCGUUAAUCCCGACAGCCCGGCCUCCUCAGCCAUCCUCUCCCCGAGCUCGACGCGCCCGCGCUACCACAUCCGCGACCCUUUCCGGACGCGGACUAUGAGCACAACCUACGCGCUCGCAAACAACCCGGGCCUGCACCCGGCCAUCCUGCGCACCUGCCACCAGUGCCACGCCGAGGCGGCGGAGUUGCUGUACGGCGCCUACGCCUUCGACUUCGACACGCACGUCGAGGCCAUCGUACCCUUCCUCAGCACCCUCACGCCGCUCGCCCGCGCCUGCCUCACCCGCCUUGCCCUCGUCAAGCGCGCCCUGCCCUCAGUCAAGGAGUUCGACCGCGCCGAGUGGUGCGCCGCCUGCGAGUACAUGGCCCGCGAGCUCGCCGUGCCGGCUCUGACCCUCUCGCUCGGCGUCGUCGCCGGUAAGCCGCCCGUCGUCGCUGGCACCGGCGGCUGGGACGACGUGCCCGCCCUCGCGGUUGAGCACUUCCGCCUCAUCCAGCCGCGCCGCCUCGGCAGCCGCCCGUCGUCCGGCACCGUCACGCCCACAGACAACGGCGCCGCGGCCGAGGAUGCGAGCAGAGUGCUGAACGGAGACUUGCUGUACGGCUUGGGCCUGAAGGCGAUCGCGGGCGUUGACUUCGAGUGGGUCGAGCAGCUGCUGUGGCUGAGAGGGCUGCGGGAAUUGCAUGUGAAGGCCAUUGUUGAAUACUGUCCGCCGCCUGUGAGCGAGACGAUGGCUUUCUGGGUCAGCUUCUCGAAGAGUGUGGAGGGCGGUUUCAAGGAGUGGAUUAGAGGUGUGAUGUUGGUGUAG
This is a messenger RNA of Lasiodiplodia theobromae, 1002 nucleotides long. RefSeq lists its product as uncharacterized. The transcript has a single exon. The record is from RefSeq and is a predicted model, not a curated record. The coding region runs from base 1 to 1002 and encodes 333 amino acids. Lineage: Eukaryota; Fungi; Ascomycota; Dothideomycetes; Botryosphaeriales; Botryosphaeriaceae.